AUCAUUCAUAUAAAAACGACGACUUUAGAGACUUUUAUUUUUAGUUUGUUAUUGUACCUCAGACUAGAUUGAAACUGCUGCCCACGGAAUAUUAAAUAAAUCAACUACAUUAAGAUGCGUUUUGUUAUUGUGUUCUUGUUGGUCACAUGCUUCGCUGUUGCAAUUUUUGCUAAGCCGGGCAAAACAGCACAAAAUCCGUCUUGUUCGCGCGACUGCGGUGAAAAAUAUGAGCCGGUUUGCGCCAAGACCAAGAAUAGUAGCAAAGAGCGUUUGCUGACUUUUGGAAAUGAAUGCGUAAUGGGUAAUUACAAUUGUCAACAUAGCGAUGAUCCUUUCGAAGUGAAAUCUAAAGGAGAAUGCGGUGGUAAUGUCAGUGUUCGUUUAUCUUGAAAUUUUCUUCAAUAAUUAAUGUAUGCAAAAAAAAAAACAAGUCACUGUUGAAUAUUCAAUAAAUUAAAGCACAAUUUAUUUUUAAAGCAGUUAAUAUAUAUUUUGUGUUUAAUCUAAUAAUAUAGGUUUCCAUAGGUUGCAUUUCAGGUUGUUUUCAAUUACCCGCCAACGUAAUCCUUAAACAUCAGACUUUAAUUUAUUCUUUCACUAGGGCCCGACUUCGUUACAAAACUUAAUACAUACAUAUAUAUAUAUAUAUAUUCGUUUAUUUUUUCUUAUUAUCGUUUAAAAUUAAUCAGAAUUU
This is a messenger RNA of Glossina fuscipes, 694 nucleotides long. Its product is annotated as vasotab. Gene Ontology annotation, molecular function: protein binding. Bases 115 to 390 code for a protein of 91 amino acids. The transcript has 3 exons. Lineage: Eukaryota; Metazoa; Arthropoda; Insecta; Diptera; Glossinidae. The record is from RefSeq and is a predicted model, not a curated record.